Messenger RNA from Myotis lucifugus (little brown bat), 1313 nucleotides. It is a transcript of the gene SLC22A17, whose product is annotated as solute carrier family 22 member 17. The record is from RefSeq and is a predicted model, not a curated record. NCBI's taxonomy places the organism in Eukaryota, Metazoa, Chordata, Mammalia, Chiroptera, Vespertilionidae. Gene Ontology annotation, biological process: transmembrane transport. Gene Ontology annotation, cellular component: membrane. Bases 87 to 995 code for a protein of 302 amino acids. Gene Ontology annotation, molecular function: transmembrane transporter activity. The transcript is spliced from 7 exons.
AGGCUCCUCCACCGGUGUCAUGGCCCUUCGAUUCCUCCUGGGCUUCCUGCUUGCCGGUGUUGACCUUGGUGUCUACCUGAUGCCGAAUGAUCACCGCUCCCUGCAUCCUCUUCCUGUUUUAUGGCUGGCCUGGUCUGUUUCUGGAGUCUGCACGAUGGUUGAUAGUGAAGCGACAGAUUGAGGAGGCCCAAUCGGUGCUGAGGAUCCUGGCUGAGCGGAACCGGCCCCAUGGGCAGAUGCUGGGAGAGGAAGCCCAGGAGGCCCUGCAGGACCUGGAGAACACCUGCCCUCUCCCUGCAACAUCCUCCUUUUCCCUGGCAUCCCUCCUCAACUACCGCAACAUCUGGAAAAAUCUGCUUAUCCUGGGCUUCACCAACUUUAUUGCCCACGCCAUUCGCCACUGCUACCAGCCCGUGGGAGGAGGAGGGAGCCCAUCGGACUUCUACCUGUGCUCCCUGCUAGCCAGUGGCACAGCGGCCCUGGCCUGCGUCUUCCUGGGCGUCACCGUGGACCGAUUUGGCCGCCGGGGCAUCCUGCUUCUCUUGAUGACUCUCACGGGCAUUGCGUCCCUGGUCCUGCUGGGCCUGUGGGAUUAUCUGAACGAGGCCGCCAUCACCACCUUCUCUGUCCUUGGCCUCUUCUCCUCCCAAGCCGCUGGAAUCCUCAGUACCCUCCUUGCUUCUGAAGUCAUCCCCACCACUGUCCGGGGCCGAGGCCUGGGCCUGAUCAUGGCACUGGGGGCACUUGGAGGGCUGAGUGACCCAGCCCAGCGCCUCCACAUGGGCCACGGAGCCUUCCUGCAGCAUGUAGUGCUGGCGGCCUGUGCCCUUCUCUGCAUCCUCAGCAUCAUGCUUCUGCCGGAAACCAAGCGCAAGCUCCUGCCUGAGGUGCUCCGGGACGGGGAGCUGUGCCGCCGGCCUUCUCUGCUGCGGCAGCCACCCCCUAACCGCUGCGACCAUGUCCCGCUGCUUGCCACCCCCAACCCUGCCCUCUGAGUGGCCUCUGAGCACCCUGGCAGGAGGCUGGCCCGUACGGAAAGGUGACAUAAGGCCCUGCCUGGUAAGAAGAUUGGGAGGCUCAGAGGCACCUCAGGCCAGCCAUCGAGUAGAGCUCAGAGGGCUGCCCCUACCCCCAUCUCCUCCCUGCUGCUUUGUGUUCACUUCCUUGGCAAGAGUCAGGGGACAGGGAGAGAGCUCCACACCGUAACCACCUGGUCUGGGCUUCAUCCUGUGCCCAAAGACAUCCUCCCAGACCUCAUUCUUUCUUGCUCUAUCGUUCUGUUUCAAUAAAGACACUUUGAUUAAAUGAGCAUA